AUGUACCGCAUUAUAGGGAACAACAUGCCGCCGUUGCAGUGCCCUAGCCAGCUCCUCUGGAACACCCAGUACGCGUUGCGGCACGAGGGCGAGUUGGAGGGGUGUGAGAAGCGGUGGGUGAUAAACCAGAUAGUGAACCGCACGGAGCGGGCGCUGCUCAUAGACUCGCUGCUGGCGCACGGCUACUCGCUCAACCACAUCCUCAUCCGCCGCCUCAACCUCUCCAAGAUAUCGCAGUACCCGAGGGAGCAGUGGCUGGACGUGGUGACGGCGCAGAACGAGGCGCGCAACGCCGCCAUCGACGACGGUGUGAGGGCGGGGGCGCGGUGGAUCCUGCCGCUGGACGGCAACCACUUCAUCACCCAGGAGGCCUGGGCUGCUAUCCGCCGGUCCGCGGAGCAGGCGGAGAGCAAGGGGUACAUGUACUUCAAGGUGCCAGUGCAUCGGCUGCACGCGGAGCAGAAGCCAGCAUGGCUGCACGCCAAUUCCACCUUCACCACCAUCCGCCGCUACAUCCCCCAGAUGAUUGAGAGCCAGCUCGCCUUCCGCAAUGAUGCUCCUGAGCGAUUCAAGGCUGGCAUGGUGUAUGGCAUGCAGAACAAGCUGGAGCUGCUGCAGCGUGCGUGUGGCGUGGCAGGGGAGGCGGGGUACAAGGUGCAGUGUGGGUGCGCCGACCUGGGCAAGGAGGGGCAGCUGCACCCCUCCGACCCCACCAUUGCUGCCACCUGCGGCUACUCCCUGCGCCUCUGGUUCUUCCCCUGCAACGGCACAGAGCCCGACAAGGAUCUCGCAUGA
Closterium sp. Naga37s-1 is the source of this 795-nucleotide messenger RNA. The record is from the annotation of a GenBank genome assembly. Lineage: Eukaryota; Viridiplantae; Streptophyta; Zygnematophyceae; Desmidiales; Closteriaceae.